AUGUCGUCCUCCGCGAGCGACGCCGACGCCGAUCCCCUCGCCGGCGCCUCCCCGGCCGCGCGCGUGCUCGGCCGCGCCCUCGACAAGGUCAUCAAGCACUCCUCCUGGCGCAAGCACUCCGCGCUCGUCUCCGCCGCCAAGUCCGCCAUCGACCUCCUCUCCUCCGCCCCCACCUCCACCCCCACCCCCUCACCCCCCUCCCCCAUCCCCACCCUCCCGGCCCCGGUCGCCUCGGCGGCGCUCCAGGCGCUGCUCCUCGCGCUCGAUCCCGGCUCCCCAAAGGUGGCCUCCCCCGCGCUCGACUGCGUCGCCACCCUCCUCUCCCUCCGCCUCCUCCACGGCGACGUCACCCCCGCCUCCCCCGCCCCGCUCUCCGCCCUCUUCGCCGCGUCCCUCUCCUGCGCGGGCCUCGGCGACGAGGCCCUCGAGCUCGCCGCGCUGCGCGCGCUCCUCGCCUUCGCGCGCUGCCCCGCGGCCCCCGUCCGCGGGGACUGCCUCGGCCAGCUCCUCCGGGCCUGCUACAACCUCUACCUCGGCAGCGCCAGCGGCGGCAACCAGCUCUGCGCCAAGCUCGCGCUCGCGCAGGUGCUGCUGCUCGCCUUCGCGCGCGUCGAGGCGGAUGCCAUGGACGUGCGCGUGCGCACCGUGGCAGCCGCCGACAUGAUGGACCUCUCCGACCGCAGCCUCAACGACUCCAGCGUCGUGCAGGCCGCGCAGGCGUUUAUUAACGAGGCCAUGGAGGGCAGCGACGAGCCCGAGGAGGCGACCUCCGCGGCGGCGGCUGGGCCGGACGAGGGGGAGGACGAGGGGAUGAGCAGGAUCAGGGAGGAUGGGCUCGCCUUGUUCAAAAACCUCUGCAAACUCUCCAUGAAGUUUGCCACGCCCGAUAACCCGGACGAGCCCCUACUUCUCCGGGGGAAGGUGCUGUCACUCGAGCUGCUCCGGAUGGUCAUUGACAACGCAGGGCCCUUCUGGAAGACCAGCGAGAAGUAUGUUGAAGCAAUUAAGCAGUACCUUUGUCUAUCCUUAUUGAAGAACAGUGCCAUGUCAGCUAUGAGCGUUUACCAGCUUUUGUGCUCCAUUUUUAUGGGUCUUUUGUUAAGGUUUAGAUCUGCUUUGAAAGAGGAAAUUGGAAUAUUUUUUCCUAUGCUUGUUCUGAGAGUUCUUGAAAAUGUCCUUCAGCCUAGUUUCUUGCAAAAAAUGACAGUUCUGAACUUUCUGGAGAAGAUCUGUAAAGAACCUCAGGUUACUAUCGAUAUCUUUGUGAACUAUGAUUGUGAUGUUGAUGCACCAAACAUUUUUGAAAGGAUUGUCAACGGACUUCUAAAAACAGCUUUGGGUGUCCCUGAUGGAUCAACAACGACACUGACUGUGGCACAAGACCAAACUUUUCGGAUUGAAUCUGUGAAGUGCCUUGCCACUGUUAUUAAGUCAAUGGGUUCAUGGAUGGACCAGCAACUGAGAAUUGGUGAAAGUUCUGAAGUACUAAGUUCAGUGGACAAUCAUAACAGUCAAAAUGGAGAAGAAGGGACAGGAAUGGAUCAUGACAUGCAAUCUGAGUCUAGUAGCUCUGAUGUGUCUGAUUCUUCCACACUCGAGCAACGGCGUGCUUAUAAAAUAGAACUUCAGAAAGGAAUUGCCUUGUUUAACAGAAAACCAUCUAAAGGUAUUGACUUUCUCAUUCGAAGCAAGAAGAUAGGCCAGUUGCCGGAAGAUGUGGCUUCUUUUUUGAUAAGCACUGCUGGCCUAAAUGCAACAAUGGUUGGAGACUAUUUGGGUGAAAGAGACGAGUUUCCCCUCAAAGUCAUGCAUGCUUAUGUGGAUGCACUAAACUUUGAUGGGAUGGAUUUUGGUGAGGCAAUUAGAUUCUUCUUGCAAGGUUUCAGGUUACCAGGGGAAGCACAGAAAAUUGACAGAAUUAUGGAAAAAUUUGCUGAACGCUACUGCAAAUGCAACCCAAAUGUUUUUACCAGUGCAGAUACCGCUUAUAUUCUUGCUUAUUCCGUGAUCUUGCUAAACACUGAUGCUCACAGUGUCAUGGUGAAGGAUAAGAUGUCUAAGGCUGAUUUUAUGCGCAAUAAUCGGGGAAUUGAUGAUGGGAAGGAUUUGCCUGAAGCUUACUUAAGUACAUUGUACGACCAAAUUGUCAGCAAUGAGAUCAAAAUGACUGCUGAUUCUUUGGCCGCACAAUCCAAGCAAACCAACAGCAUGAGUAAGCUUCUAGGCUUAGAUAACAUCAUCAACUUUGUCAACUGGGGACAGACAGAAGACAAGGCGCACGGGGCAAAUGACUUGCUCAUUAAGCACAUACAGGACAAAUUUAAAGCAAAACACGGGAAAUCAGAGUCCGUGUUUUAUGUUGUUGCUGAUGCAACAAUUUUAAGGUUCAUGAUGGAGGCCUGUUGGGCUCCUUUGAUGGCUGCAUUCACAGUGACUCUAGACCAAAGUAAUGAUAAGGCUGCUACAUCUCAGUGUUUAAAUGGAUUGAGAUCUGCGGUGCAUGUCACCUCUGUCAUGUGCCUGCAGACACAAAGAGAUGCUUUUUUGACAUCCAUAGCCAAAUUCACAUCCCUCCAUUCUGCUGCAGACAUGAAACAGAAAAAUGUUGAUGCUGUUAAGGCUAUAAUUUCCAUCGCAAUCGAAGAUGGAAAUUAUUUGCAGGAAGCUUGGGAGCACGUAUUAACAUGUUUAUCACGGUUUGAACAUUUACAUUUGCUUGGAGAAGGGGUGCCUACUGAUGCUUCAUUUCUUACAGUACCUAUCGUUGAGUCAGAAGGAAAAAAACAGAUAUCUGCUUCUGUUGUACCUCCAAAGAGAGCCAAUGCUCUUCAGAAUCCUGCCAUGAUGGCUGCUGUUAGAGGGGGUUCUUAUGACAGCACUGUGGCAAAAACCAGUGCCUCAGAUAUGGUUUCUCCUGAACAGAUCAAUAAUUUCAUAUCAAACAUACAUUUGUUGGAUCAGAUAGGCAUUGUUGAGUUAAAUCACAUAUUUGCCCACAGUCAGAGGUUAAACAGUGAUGCCAUUGUUGCUUUUGUGAAAGCUCUUUGCAAGGUCUCAAUGACUGAGUUGCAGUCUCCGUCAGAUCCUCGUAUCUUCUGCCUUACAAAAAUAGUAGAGAUUGCGCAUUACAAUAUCAACCGCAUACGCUUGGUGUGGUCUCGAAUUUGGAAAGUUCUGUCAGAAUUUUUCGUUUCUGUCGGAUUACUAGAAAAUCUUUCUGUUGCAAUAUUUGUAAUGGACUCUCUGAGGCAGCUGUCAAUGAAGUUUUUGGAAAGAGAAGAACUGGCAAAUUACAACUUUCAAAAUGAGUUCCUUAAACCCUUUGUGGUUGUUAUGGAGAAGAGUGAUGUUCCAGAAGUACGAGAGCUGAUUGUUCGGUGUGUCUCACAGAUGGUUCUAAGUCGGGUUAACAACAUAAAAUCUGGCUGGAAGGGUGUUUUUACGGUUUUUACUGCUGCUGCAGCUGAUGGUACGAAAAGUACUGUCCUAGUGGCAUUUGGGACUAUGGAAAGAAUUGUCCGUGAUUACUUUCGAUACAUAACUGAGACAGAUGCCACAACAUUUACUGAUUGUGUCCACUGUCUUAUUGCAUUUACAAGUAGCCAGUUCAAUAGCGAGGCCAGUCUCAAUGCUAUUGCAUUUCUCCGAUUCUGUGCUGUUAAACUUGCCGAAGAAGGGUUUGUUUGUCAGGAUAGGCUUAGUACCGACAUGUUGGAUGGAAAUGCCACUCUGAACAAGAAUGAUUCUGUUUCCUUCUGGGUUCCUCUCCUUGCAGGUUUAGCCAGAUUGACAACUGAUCCGAGGCUUACUAUUGGGAAAAGUGCUGUAGGCGUGCUUUUUGACAUUUUGAAGGAUCAUGGACACCUCUUCUCGCAGUCCUUUUGGACUAAUAUAUUUGAAUCUGUCAUUUAUCCUCUAUUUAGCAGUCAAAUGUCUAGGGUCAGUGAUCGGACCUUAACAUCAAAUGGUACCGAGGAUGAGUUUUCAACACUUGAAACACAAACAUUGGCGGUGAAAUCUUUGGUGGUUGUAUUUGUCAAUUUCUUUGAUGUGACGCGGCCAGAACUUGCUAGAAUUGCAUCUGUUGUCACGUAUUUUAUCAGAAGUCCAUAUAAACAUUCUGCUACCAUUGGUGUAUCUGCUUGGAUGCGUUUAGCAGAGGGAGUUGGUAGUAAACUGUCAAAGGAGGAAUGGAAAGAUAUUCUUCUAUGCUUCAAAGAAUCGUCGUCACAUACCUUUGUUGUAUUCUCUAAAAUUGUAAGGAUGAUGCAAGACAUUGACAUUCCAGAUAAAACAGAAUCUUAUUCAGAAACCGAUCAGUAUUCAGAUCAUGAAAAUUAUAGUAAUGAUGAAGAGGAAGCUAAUAUGGAGACAACUUCUUACGCUAUUGUCAAACUGAAGAAUCAUAUGGCCCUACAACUCUUAGUUGUUCAGGGCAUUAUUAAAUUGUAUGAGGAGCAGGGAAAAUAUCUUCAUGCGGAGCACAUUAGCAUUCUUUUGGAGAUGAUAUCAGCGAUUGCAACACAUGCAAGUGAAGUGAGCUCCGAUUCCUUAUUACAGAUGAAAUUCCAUAAGGCAUGUUCCCUUUUGGAGGCAUCUGAGCCAGCAGUUGUCCAUUUUGAGAAUGAGACAUACCAGAGCUACCUCAAGCUUCUCCAAUCUCUGCUCCAUGGGUAUCCAUUCUUAUCGGAAGACAUGAAGAUAGAGUCAAGAAUACUUGAUGCUUGUGAGCAAAUACUGCGGACAUAUCUAAAGUGUGCAGGGCAUGGGCAAUCUGAUGAAGCUUCUGACAGUGAUCCAGCUUUGCAUCGCGUAGUGCCACUGGGCCCUGCCAAGAAAGAGGAACUGGCUGCUAGGACUCCUUUGGUUCUUCAAGUGAUGCAGUUACUGUCUAACCUAGAGAAGAAAUCGUUUAGGAGAGUACUGCCCCGCUUUUUCCCUGUGUUGGUUGAUCUGAUUCGCUGUGAGCAUAGCUCUGGAGAUGUUCAACACGCGCUGUACACAAUCUUCAGAUCAUCAAUAGGUCCCAUGAUACAAGUAUAAUUGCACACUCCCAUUCAGCAAGGUGUACAAUUGUUUGACUCCAUUUUGACGACUAGUCCAAUAACCUACAGUGGACCAUACAUACAUUUGGGUAUCCUGGUUGAGGCCUUUCCUUCAGGAUCCUAGAGUUCAAGUGCCAUAUUACCUGUCCAGAUAUCCGGCAGAAAGAAAAGUAUCCUUUUUGCCUACAUUCACUUCAAACAAUGAGUUGCAUCGGCUGGAUAUGACUUGGCACUUUUGUGAGCGUGGUAUGUGCUGAGGUAAUUAAUUCAUGUCCUUGUGAUGCGGAAGGAUUUUGUGCUCCCAUUCCAUCAAUAGCAUUUCCCUUAAACUUAGGGCAAACUGUACAUAGUAAUGUUGUCCCAAGGCAUUGGCUGUGCUACUAGAGAAAUCCAUUUGAAGCUACGAUUGUUUUGUAAUAUCCUAUUUCCCCCACACAAUACGAUUUUAUCAAUGGUAGGUUGUGUUUGUAAUUCUUUUUUGUCCAUAUAUAAAUGGAUGACAAUAGUACAGGAAAUAGUUGUUGCUUGGUCGUGUAAAUGGAUGGAAAUACUAGCUGUUGUUUAGGCAGAUGAG
This is a messenger RNA of Lolium rigidum, 5619 nucleotides long. RefSeq names its product brefeldin A-inhibited guanine nucleotide-exchange protein 1-like. The transcript has 12 exons. The record is from RefSeq and is a predicted model, not a curated record. Gene Ontology annotation, cellular component: trans-Golgi network. Lineage: Eukaryota; Viridiplantae; Streptophyta; Magnoliopsida; Poales; Poaceae. The coding region runs from base 1 to 5043 and encodes 1680 amino acids. Gene Ontology annotation, molecular function: guanyl-nucleotide exchange factor activity. Gene Ontology annotation, biological process: regulation of ARF protein signal transduction.